Messenger RNA from Eriocheir sinensis (Chinese mitten crab), 4678 nucleotides. RefSeq names its product neurotrimin-like. Lineage: Eukaryota; Metazoa; Arthropoda; Malacostraca; Decapoda; Varunidae. Gene Ontology annotation, cellular component: neuron projection. The record is from RefSeq and is a predicted model, not a curated record. Bases 16 to 1518 code for a protein of 500 amino acids. Gene Ontology annotation, molecular function: protein binding. The transcript is spliced from 10 exons.
UGGGUCCGUUGCUUCAUGUCUCGUUUCUUCGCAGCGCUGGCCUUACCUGACCCCGACCCGGAAGAAGCAAGCUACGAUGACUAUGAGUACGAGGAGGAGCCCGUCGACUAUGGCCAGGCCCCGGAAUUCAAGCACCCGGAGCCCCAGCAGCUGACGGGCGUGGAGGGAGGCAAGGUGACCAUCCCCUGCCAGCUGACCGACGACAAAUCCCCGUACGUGCUCAUCGUGCAGAAGGAGGCGACGGACACGGAGAAGGAGAAGCUGCUCUUCGUGGGGGAGCUGAAGGUGUUACGCAGCCGCCGCUACAAGCUGGACAAGGGCAUGGUCGAGAUCUCCAGUCUGAGGCCGUCCGACUCUGGGAACUACGUCUGUCGCAUCCAGGUUGACCCCCACAUCGAGGUGGUGCAUCAUCUCGACGUGCAGUACAGCCCCAAGAUCACCUACAACUCGGACGCAGAGCAGCAUGUGAUGAAGGACGAGAGUGUCAAGCUGGAGUGCGAGGCGAGCGGCAACCCGGCGCCUACCAUCCGCUGGUCCAGGGAGGAGGGUCACCUGCCUUCCGGAGCCGAGGAGGAGGAGGGCCUGAGCAUGACGCUGGAGGGUGUGGACCGGCACGUCGAGGGCACCUACGUCUGCACGGCCAGCAACGGCAUUGGAGAACCCCAGAGUGCCGACAUGUCCGUCUACGUCAACUACCCACCCGAGAUCAUCACUGAGAAGACCACCGUGCGUACCGGCGAGGGGGACAAAGUGGAGCUGGUGUGCAUCGUCCACGCCCGGCCGAACGCCAAGGUGGAGUGGAGCAAGGACAGCAGCCCCAUCGAGGACCCGGGACACUCCGAGGAGAUGGACAAGGGCCACCGACACUCCAUCCAGAUCAGCGACGUUACUGAGAGCGACUUCGGCGAGUACAAGUGCACGGCCACAAACGAUUACGGCUCCUCCUCGGCCUCCAUCCACCUCACGGGGUACCCCAAGCCGCCCCAUGUGACCAGCGACCCCAACGGCGGCGAGGAGACGUCCUACACCCUCACCUGGGAGACGGAGAGUUACUACCCCAUCCUGGAAUACCGCCUCCGUUACCGCAAGGACAAGGCCAACGUGUCCUCAGACCUUCCCGCGGACUGGCAGGAGGACACAUAUGAGGCGGCGGACCUGGAGACAGACGGCCUGGUCCACCGCAUGAAGCACACCCUUGACGGACUCCAGCCGGCCACCGACUACCACGCCGCCAUUCAGGUCAAGAACAAGUUCACGUGGAGCGCCAACACCGAAUACGCCUUCUCCACCAAGAAAGUUCCACCCACUACCACCACCACCCCCUCUGCCACCCAACCCACAACCACCACCACCUCCACCACCACUCUACCCCCUUCCACCCUAGCGGAGGGCUCAGAGGGUGGAGUGGAUGGCGCCACCCAAGAGAUGGCGGUCCACCACGUAACCGACGGGGCUCCUGCCUGCAGCCUCAGCGCCCUGCUCCUCCUGCUGCCCACGCUGAUGCUGCUCAGAACCUAAACUCCCAAGACUAGUUCCUGCUACACCAGAUAAGUUUCCACUGCCUCCCACGUCCUAAUUGGCUUAAGAAUCAAGUUUGCUUCUGCUUCAUCUCAGCAGUCUCAAGCUUCCAUCUGUGACCAGUCAAACACGACGUUAUCUCAAGAAAAAAAAAUUUAAUUAGCUGUAAUUGGUUUAAAUGAUUGUUACAUUAUUAGACUUGCAUCCCUGAGUAUUAUAUUUCAUUAGUUACCGUGUCAGGAAACAUAAGUGUAGCACUGCAGUGAAGGCGUCAUCUUGGUUGUAUUAGGGCCGGGUUUGUGUGUGCUGAUAGCAGUGUGGUGCCGGCAGUGACCUCCGUUGCUGCUGGUGCUAAGCUAGUCACAUCAUGGUUGCUUGAGUUGGUGCUUCUGAAUCACACAAGUCUGAAAGAGAAUAAGGUAAAUAAUACUUUUAUGCUCUGUGGAAGGAACUAGGAAGUUCUGCUUAGCUUCUUUCAGAAUGAUGCAGCUGUCAAGGCCAAGCUGAAGCAGUCAGUAUAUGGUAGUGGUGUGACAGGAUUUAAAUGGCAUACGUUCGGAGCAGUUAGCAAAAUUUAGCUUAAUAUUCAUCAAAGCUCAAAAGUUGCAUUACAAUUCAAAAUUUGGAAACAAGAAUGCCAGAGUGGGCAGCAGUGUGUGUGUGUGUGUGUAUGUCCAGAGUGGGCAGCAGUGUGUGUGUGUGUGUGUGUGUGUGUGUGUGUGUGUGUGUGAGAGAGAGAGCAAGCUGUUACCUGUCCGGGCAGUACUCUGCGUAGUUCUGGCCGAGCAGGGAGAUCCUCCAGCUCAGGGCGAGUCGGUGUUGCAAGCAAUGGGCCCUUCUGCCAGCGCUGGGUCAUGGCCACCCCCCCAUCCUUGUGGUCGUGCCUGGCCGAGCGCCAUGGGGCCAUGCUGCUCCCUACAUGCUGAGUGGGUGUAUCAAUGUUUCUUGAAUCUGCCCCCCCAAAAAAGUGUGACUGGUAUUCAUUUAGUAAAUAAUCUGCAAAAAAACAGUAGGUUGGUCAGUUUGGCCUUAGGUGUCAGCAUUCUAAGAACUGAUGAAAUUGGAUAUAUGUGUGUAUAUAUAUAUACAUAUAUAAAUGUAUAUAUAUAUACAUACACAACUUGGUUCCUGUCAAACAGUUUGGUUCACAGUGAGGUAAUAAUCCCCACACUCACCUAACCUCACGGGAGUGCCUGAGGCCACCAGUGUUAUGCGGUGGGUGUUCAGGCAUCUCUGUGUACAUAUGGAUAUAAUGGAUCUUUUCCCCUGCUCUUAUUCUUAAUCAAACUGGCAAAGCCACAGAACACUACUGGUGAAUGAGUAAAGAGUGUCAGUCACUCUUUCUAGUGGAAAAAUUGGCUGUUGGCAGAAGGCUGGGUCACUCCAAAACAAUGGGUCAUCUCAGCUUCCUGGAGUCAAAAAACAUGUCAUAUUUAUUUUAAGUAGCUAAAACACAAUUCCUGUUUUUAAUGAGAUUAGAGUAUACCUAUGAUUUUACAAGGGUUUCAUUUCAUAUUCAACUUGUUUUUAAUCGUAUGAUUAUCUUAAUCAUUUACUUUUAGGAUUAAAAAAAUUCUCAAUCAUAUGAAAAAAAUGCAAAUGAACUCUUCCUUUUGUGUAGCAGAAGUAACUGUAGUUGUAAGAAAACUCACAUCUGCUGUUGAGAAGACCCUGGAGGGACUGGGCCAACGUUGAGUGUCUGGGGCCGUGGCAAGGCAAAGUCAUCAGUGCCUUCUGGUUCAUCUUUUAGCUGUAUAAUUUGUGGCUCAUCUCUUCCUGUCAAGGCACUGUGGAUUUUGUUCAGUGAUGCGGUGACCCAUCCUCUUCUUGACACAGUUUUUUCUUCAACGGCCCGUCGUCGUCAGUGUGAGGGUGACCUGCACGGGGCUGCCCAGGUGUUGCUUAUCUGAAAGAACAUUAAUUAUAGCCAUUGUUAGGUUUAGUUAAUGUCCUUGAGUUUGACAUUAAAUUUUAAUGAGUGUUCAGCAAUAGCAGUAUAGAAAUUAAAAUUUCUUCACUGUACACCAUCACAAUAUGAUUCUUGUGUUCAUUUGAAGUCUGAAUUGAACAUUCCAAAAUAAGGGCAGCCAGCACUGCUCAGCGGUAGGCUGGCCCAAGGCAUGACCACCAGGGGCAUGACUGUGGCCCUAGCCUUGGCCCUUCUUAGCGAUCUCAAGGACUUCCGCUCUGGUAAGCAGCUUGUAAUACUGAUCCUGCCCUGCCGCUGCUACAGGAACACCUUCAACAGUCUUGGGGAACUGUGCGUUGUAAUGACAGAGCUGCACAAAUUCAAUUUUGAGCUUGAUGGAGUUAUUAAUCACCUUGCCUUCAACAAAUUAAUCAUAAUAACUAUUUAUAAAAACUACCAUAAAAAUAAGCUUUUUCAGUCAUGGUGGUCUUUGAGAGGUCACCUGAGUUUUAAGAUAAUGCUUAGUAUCUAAAAGUUUCCUGGAGGCUGUGCUGGCCCACUACAGUGCCACCUGUCUGCUGUAAAUAGUAGGAGUGAGGGGAUGGGAGGAGCUGGUCUGGUCAGGCACAGCCAAGGCUGACAGGCAUGUGGAGAGCAAGAGGGAGAAACAGUGGCAUAGUUUAAGCAUUUGCAAUGUACUACAUCAUAAUAAUUCAAUUAGAGAACCACUGAAGUAAACAUCUGCAGUAGCACAUAAAUAUCCUUGGAACAGCAUUUUAUAAUCAUGUUUUCAUUUAAAUGUAACUUGGUAGUUUAUGGUUUCAGCUGUCUGGAAAUAACACACUUCUGCUACUCGGAUUAUGGUCACCAAGGGAAUGUUAAAAAAAUAUUGUGUGUGGAGUGGUGUCUGAAAGUGUGUAUGCAUUAAUGUGCUUGGAUAAGUACGUACGUGUGUGUGUGUGUGUGUGUGUGUGUGUGUGUGUGUGUGUGUGUGUGUGUGCACCCAUACAUGCACACACAAGCAGAGUGGCUGGUCUGGAGGUGCUGUGUGGUGGUGGUGAUGGUGCUUGUAAGAAAUAGCAAACAUCCAGGAUCCCAAGACUUUGCUCCAUCUCAUCCCCUCAUGAGAAAUUAAUAAUUUGUGAUUGUUGUAGCCUCAAACUUGUGGAAAAUUUUAUUUAUUCUUUUGUGAGUUCUUUGUACAUUGUGAAACCUGUAAACUUUUUAAAUUAAAGUGGAGUAACAUCCAAA